GCCAUCACGAAACGUCUUGCUAAGGCAUCUCAAGUCCCUUCGGUGCCUCUGGACACACUUCGCAUAUCUCUUGUCCCUUUUUACUGCUGUCUUUGCUUCGGCUUCCUAAGUCGUCGCCAUGUCGUCGUCACGGCCCACCAUGCAAGCCACAGCGUACGUUGCAUCGCCAAGGAUGACCCCGCUGUACCGCCAGAUCGACUAUUACGAUGGGAAGGUCCUUCGUAUAUCAGAGUCCCGUCGGCGCUCGCACGUGACAUCCUCGCAGCCACCCCUUCCUGCUGGCCAGAUUUAUUCUCCAGUCUCACAUGGAGACGCAGUACUCUCCAGUCCUAUCUCAACGUCGCCUGGCAUCCGUCACGGUGCAUCAUCGUCUGAGAGGGACCUGGGAUCUCGGCGGCACGUGACAUCAGAGUCCCGAAAGGCCAAAGCUAUCAUCAUUCAAAACCCUAUUCCCCGCAAAGUGGUCGAUGUCGAAGAAAAUCCCAGGUUGCGGACCGAGUCACCAAACAUGCCGACACCGCCUGCGACGCCGAGGAUCGAGCGAUUGCCCACGCCAGACCUUUCCGACUUGGACGAGACUCCGUUUUGCGAUUGCUGCAUCGAAGCCCAUGUUGUCAAGUAUUGUGCGUCGUGUGGGGAGGAACUAUCGCGCCCAAAGCACUGAAGAGGGUUAUUCGCUUUUUUUAUUUCGUUCUGCUGAGUUAAGAAAUGGGACAGGUCAUAUUACGGACCUUCGUUGCGCUGAGGGUAUACAUGUCGAGGUGGAUAUUGAUAACGAUAUAUGAUGAUAUCAAUGGCUUUGAACGCUCAAUUUCCUUGCGGGGUUCGCGGCUGGAAAAUGG
Messenger RNA from Trematosphaeria pertusa, 842 nucleotides. RefSeq lists its product as uncharacterized. Lineage: Eukaryota; Fungi; Ascomycota; Dothideomycetes; Pleosporales; Trematosphaeriaceae. The transcript has a single exon. Bases 119 to 664 code for a protein of 181 amino acids. The record is from RefSeq and is a predicted model, not a curated record.